This is a messenger RNA of Nicrophorus vespilloides, 2098 nucleotides long. It is a transcript of the gene shop, whose product is annotated as probable sulfite oxidase, mitochondrial. The record is from RefSeq and is a predicted model, not a curated record. NCBI's taxonomy places the organism in Eukaryota, Metazoa, Arthropoda, Insecta, Coleoptera, Silphidae. Gene Ontology annotation, molecular function: oxidoreductase activity; molybdenum ion binding; heme binding. Bases 295 to 1968 code for a protein of 557 amino acids. Gene Ontology annotation, cellular component: mitochondrion. The transcript is spliced from 10 exons.
AUAUUCGAAUCCAUAAAUCCAUAAACAAGGUACGCCACUGGUCUACAUUGCAAAAAUUGAAUCAAGUGCAAUUAGAUCACAAAAAAUAGCAACAAAAUGCUUCAGGUACAUUUACAUAUUAAACAAUUGAACAUCGUGAUGUUACUUAACGAUGUCAAAGAUUUAACACUAAUUGCUGUUAUUUCUACAUAUAAUAUGUUACUGCAUAAAGGUCAGAUAUUAUCAUCGUCUUAUCAAAAUAAACAGUCCCAAAACGUGUGCCGUGAGAGAUUGUAGAGUUUUUUUGGAGUAAAAAUGAAGGCAGCCUUCAAGGGAUUUACGCGGUUUAGGUUAGCGCACAGGACUGUCCUGAGCCAGUCGGCCAAGAGUAUAUCCACCGCAGGUGGAAACGGAUACGAAGAAGGCAGAAAAUGGAAUUCGGCACAGAACAUCGCGAUCAGCUCGGCAGCAGCCACUUGGUUGGCAUACGAAGUUUAUGAGAGGAACAAGAAUAGGGUGUUCCUAAAGGAAGCAAAGAACGAUGAGGUCGCUAUUGAGCCCGGGAAGUUUGUGGAUGGUUUACCAAGUUAUACCCUGGAUGAAGUAGCAAAGCAUGCAUCAGUUGAAACUCGAAUAUGGGUAACAUUCAAACAAGGUGUAUACGAUAUAACGAAGUUCGUGACGGAACAUCCUGGCGGUGAGCAGAUUCUUCUUGCUGCAGGUAGUUCAGUGGAGCCUUUUUGGAUGCUUUAUGGAGUACACAAGAGCAAUUUCGUCUACGAAAUUCUGGAGUCGAUGCGUAUCGGUAACCUCUCCGAGGAGGACGCCAAAGAAGCUAUAAAGGAUAUGUCAGAUCCAUACCAUAACGACCCUAAAAGGCAUAAGAUCUUGAAACCAGCAUCAGUGAAACCUUUCAAUGCGGAACCUCCCUCUUCGAUUUUGGUGGACAAUUUCAUUACACCCAACGAUUUAUUCUACGUGAGAAAUCAUUUGCCGGUGCCAGAAAUUGACCCUGAAACAUACGAACUGGAAAUAGAAUUUGAAGGAAAAACGAAAACCGUAAUUCUGUCUUUGGAUGAUAUCAAGAAGUUUCCAAAGCACACAGUGACCAUGUCGAUUAUGUGUGCCGGUAAUAGAAGAACAGAAAUGACUAAGAUUAAGGCGGUUAAAGGUUUAGGUUGGGGAAACGCGGCUAUUGGUAAUGCCCAGUGGACUGGAGCCAAAUUGAGGGAUGUUUUAACAGCCGCUGGUUAUGAUGUGGAUUCGGACGAAUACAAACAUAUUCAUUUUGAGGGAUUGGACACUGAUCCUACGAGUAAACCCUAUGGGGCUUCGAUUCCCAGUUGGAAGGGCGUUGAUAAAAGAGGCGAGGUGAUCUUGGCUUACGAGAUGAACGGAGUGCCAAUUCCUCGCGAUCACGGCUACCCAAUUAGAGCUAUAGUACCCGGUGUAGUUGGUGCUAGGAACGUUAAAUGGCUAGGAAGAAUAUUUUUAUCGUCUGAGGAGAGCGAUUCACAUUGGCAGCAAAAUGAUUACAAGGGAUUCUCGCCAAGCACCGAUUGGGACACGGUGGACUUCACCAAAUCGCCGGCUAUCCAGGAGUUACCUGUUAUUUCCUCGAUUUGUAAACCAAUAGCUAAUCAAACAGUCACCGUCGUAGAUGGUCACAUAACUGUGCAAGGAUACGCUUGGUCCGGGGGCGGCAUGAAAAUAGUCCGAGUCGAUGUAACAGCGGACGGUGGGGAUACCUGGCAUGUCGCCACCUUCGACGGCCAAGAUUCAAAUGACCCUCCUCAACAUUGGGCUUGGACUUUGUGGACCGCCAAGAUUCCCAUUCCGGAUGGAACGGAGAACGUAGAGCUUUGGGCCAAAGCCGUCGAUUCAAACUACAACACGCAACCGGAGAGUUUCAAGAACAUAUGGAACCUUCGUGGAGUCCUCAGCAACGCGUAUCAUCGUGUCCCCAUCAACUUGCAGCGCGAGAAAUGAGAUUAUUUUCAUACAUUCCUUAAAUAAUUAACUAUUAACAAAAAUAAAAAAAUAACAUCAAAUAAACAUCUAUCAUUUCCAAAGAAGUUAUUAUAUAAAAAUGAAUAGAAUAAAGAGGUGAAAAUAUGGA